CUUCACUUCUAUCGAGUCCAAAAGGCACUUCUUUUUCUUUGUCCAUGCGAAUCAUCUACCUGCCUUUUAACUUCUCCGUCCCCGAUUAAACUCUUCAGGACUUUUUAAUUCUUCCAGAGCAGAGAAUAUGUUAAUCUCUGUGAGAAAUUUUUCCUGAUGUCUGUCCUAAAUCAUUAAAUACAGAAUUGGAUCUGAGUGAACGCUACCCUGAUUCUGUUUUCAAAUUUAUAAUCAAUGUCAAUGUUGAAUCAAUUAUUUAACAGAGGGCUUUUUGGUGCAAAAUGCAAAACAUGUGUGAGCUUGGCCAUAUCACGUAUCAAGCUAGUACAAAAUAAAAGAGAGCUGCAGCUAAAUAAUAUGCGUAAAGAGAUUGCACAAUUCCUUCGAAAUGGCGAAGAAGCUAUUGUACAAAUCAGGGUGGAGCAUAUCAUAAGAGAAACGAACAUAUGGGAGGCAUACAGUAUCUUGGAGUUGUUCUGUGAGUUUGUUUUGGCACGUAUUCCAAUUCUGGAUAGCCAAAGGGAAUGUCCAUCAGAACUGAAGGAAGCUAUUGCGAGUAUAAUCUUCGCUGCUCCUAGAUGUUCAGACUUGCCAGAGCUAUUGCAGAUUCAGAGUCUAUUUACUGCAAAAUAUGGAAAAGAGUUCAUUUCUGCCGCUGCUGAGCUCAAACCUGGCACCAGUGUUAAUCGCACUAUAAUUGAAAAGCUUUCUGUAAAAGCACCAUCUGCUGAAGUAAAACUCAGUCUUCUGAUUGAAAUUGCUCAAAAGUACAAUCUGCAAUGGGAUCCUUCAACCGCUAUAGCAGAGUUCAGCAAAAAGCAUGAAGAUCUUCUGGAUGGAUCAAGGCAAAUUCGCAGUCGAGCUGCAGAGUAUCAAAGACCUGUUGUAGAGAGCUCACUUAGCUUGUCCUCUAGCAGUGAAGCAGAUCUGGUUGCCAGAACGAAUCAGAAUCAAGGGACUCAACAGCUUCAAACUUCAACUCCCCUUGUCAGCAAGAAAAUAAUCGUUGAUCCCGAUAAAACUGAUAAAUUGGUAAUUAGUACAACUGGAGAAACUAGAACGAGCACAAAAUCAAAAAUCAUGGAGAACGCACGAGCUGCAAUUGUCGCUGCAGAUCGUGCAUCCGCAGCUGCCCGUGCAGCUGCUGAGCUUGCAAAAAUGUAAGGCUGGAAUCAGAAUCCUGAGUACUGGCUGUUUGAAUGAGAUAACAUAAUUUGUGGUAGGUAUAUUACCACUGGCUUUGGAAUUAAGAACUGUAUAUAUAAUGUGCAACUGUGCAUGAGCGUAAAGAAUGGGUGGCUGCAAAUUUAGGAUUUGAUGAAAAGGAGGGCAGACAGCACGAGCACAUAAAUCACUAUCAUAAUUACAACUUCACUCAUGAUUGUCCGUAACCGUGUAUGUGCUAUCUCAUUUAGUUUGAGUUCUGAAACCUAAAACUAUGUUCAUAGUAUUUCCUGUGUAACUAAUGAGUGUUAUGGCUACUCUUGAGCCUGCUCAGAACAUGUGAUUCUCCCUGAGAACCAACUUUUAUACACAUCACUACUGCUUUUCAAUUUGAAACUGGAGUACAAUAUAGAAACCCUGUUACUAAGUAGUA
This is a messenger RNA of Papaver somniferum (opium poppy), 1597 nucleotides long. RefSeq names its product IST1 homolog. The transcript has 6 exons. Gene Ontology annotation, biological process: protein transport. The coding region runs from base 235 to 1164 and encodes 309 amino acids. NCBI's taxonomy places the organism in Eukaryota, Viridiplantae, Streptophyta, Magnoliopsida, Ranunculales, Papaveraceae. The record is from RefSeq and is a predicted model, not a curated record.